Molecule: messenger RNA, 2295 nt
Organism: Poecile atricapillus (Black-capped chickadee)
Lineage: Eukaryota; Metazoa; Chordata; Aves; Passeriformes; Paridae
Product: zinc finger CCHC domain-containing protein 10-like
Exons: 4
Coding region: 111-632 (173 amino acids)
Molecular function (GO): nucleic acid binding; zinc ion binding
Source: RefSeq, a predicted model, not a curated record
CUCUAUGGCGGCCGCAUCCGGCCCACAAGGCCGCAUGUCCCGGCAUGCCCCGUGGCCGCCGCUAGUCCCGCCGCUCCCGCGGCCGCCUCACUUCCGGCCCGGGAGUUAAGAUGGCGACGCCCAUGCACCGGCUGAUUGCCCGCAGACAGGCGGAGGCAAACAAGCAGCAUGUGAGGUGUCAGAAGUGUUUAGAGUUUGGCCACUGGACAUAUGAAUGUACAGGGAAGAGAAAAUACCUGCACAGGCCUUCAAGGACAGCUCAGCUGGCCAAAAUCCUUAAGGAGAAAGAAAAGCAGCUCCUGCUGCAACAGAGCUCUGGAGAAAGUGCUGCAGAAAAGAAGACCAAGAAGAAAAGGUCCAAGAGUGUGACCAGUUCCAGCAGCAGCAGCAGCGACAGCUCAGCCAGCGACUCCUCCUCUGACAGCGAGGAUUCCUCUACCUCCUCCUCCUCCUCUGACAGUGACAGUGAGGACAGCAACUCCUCCUCCUCCUCCUCCUCCCCCUCCUCCAGCAGCUCUUCCUCCUCCUCCGACUUCGAGUCGGAUUCCAGCUCCUCCAGCAGCAGCAGCAGCAGCAGCAGCACAGACAGCAGCUCUGAGGAUGAGCCCCCGAAGAAGAAGAAGAAGAAAUAGCUGGGGAGGUGCAGGACUGGUGUGGAGUGAGUGACACAGCCCUCCCUGGGGCCUGGAGCACAUCUGCCAAACAUUCAGUGGUCAACAUUUCUACUGCUCCAGUUUCUAAGUGUUUUGCGUAGUUGUUCACAGGACAUGGAAGGUAUUAAAUGGCACGUGAGACUUACUGAGAGAGUAUUUUUGUGGUUUAUCCUUUUAUGGAAGAUUUUACUUUUUUAGUUCCAGAAAAAAAAAUAAAAUUAAAAGAGUUCUAUCAUCAGAUUUGUUUAUAUGAGCUAAAGUCCAGUAACCUGGAUGUUUACAUGCUGGAAAGCAAAAGCUUUUUAUUGCAGAUUAUGCUGUGCAUCGUGUGCUGUUCUUCUGUUAAUGACAGCUUCACUUCCAUUGAGAAAAAAACCCUCCAAACUGCUCAAAGCAGAAGUUUUUCAGUGCUGCUGUGGAGCUCUGGCAUUGUUGAAGCUGAAUGCACAACGUGUCCCACACAGAGCCUCCCAUCUCGCUGGUGACAAAUGGAUUCUGUGUGCUGAGCUUGUGUUCCAGUGGCUUUUCCUGAUGCUUCCAGGUCGAGUCUUAACUGCACCAUCCAGUUGAGCUGUGUUGAUUUGUUCCUGGUCAAUGUAGUGCUUGUCCUGCCCACAGGCUCUGGGCUUUUCACUCCCCUGUGUCCUUGGCUCGUGUGUUGGAGGUGUUUGCUGAGACACAGAGUGCUGGUGUUGGAAAGCAGCAGCUCAGUGAAUCGGGUGCUGCUUUAGGAGGUUCAUCUUUGUGCCUUUUUUUUGUAAAUUCAGUGUAAAAGCCCCAGUGAGACAAGUUCUGCAGAAGUCCACCAGAAUAUUCCCAUCCAUAACAUGGCCAGCAAAACCAGAGGAAUCAUGGCAAACAGAACUGGAUUUUCACUGGAUGCUCAGUAAGAAGGAAACUCCUUGGAAAUGAAGGUCUCAAAGGGAAGUGUUCCCCUUUGGAUGUGUUUCCCAGGGAAUGUGUGAGAUGCAGGAUUGCAGUGCUGCAGGAAUUCAGUCCUUCCUUGAUUGUGGGAAUGGCCCUGGAGCAGCAGGAGAGUGCAAAACCCCCCCAAACCCAACGAAAGCAGAUCCAAACACGCUGCAGAACGGGGAUUGCUGGAUGCAGAGUGGGAAUUAUCUGUUUCUGAUGGAUUGAAGCAGUUGUCAUUAGUAUUUUAUUUGGUGAUGGAGGGGGCAUCAUUUGUGGAAGAAUUCUGAAGUAUCUUGGUUUAGGUUAAAUACAGUAACUAAACUAUUUUUUAUAUUUUUAUGGAAAAAUAGUGUGUAGAGUUAAUUUGGAAUAAACUGUACUUAUUUAAAUGUUUGAAAACACCUGUGCUCUGUGUCUGUCUGUGACCACUCCUGUGUUUUACAGAACACACUGCAGACUGUAAAUAAAACUACCAGAAAGGUGUUUAAGUCUUGUGGAGUGAAUGUACCAUUUAAUGGGAAAAUGAAUAAAUUAUUAAACAGUAGAUGCUAAGUUGAUGCUUACUGCAAAUAUCUAAAAUAUUUGUGGUGUUUGUGUGCAGGUUUCAGCUGGAGUUGCCCUGGCAUUCCCUCACAGAGGGGCAGGAUUGCUCCCCAGGAAGUUCUCCAGCCAGAAGUCAGUCUGUAUCCAGACUUUUUUUAAAACAAAACCAGUUUAGUUUCAAAUACAA